Messenger RNA from Penicilliopsis zonata CBS 506.65, 2049 nucleotides. RefSeq lists its product as hypothetical. The record is from RefSeq and is a predicted model, not a curated record. Gene Ontology annotation, molecular function: high-affinity potassium ion transmembrane transporter activity. Gene Ontology annotation, biological process: intracellular potassium ion homeostasis; potassium ion import across plasma membrane. Lineage: Eukaryota; Fungi; Ascomycota; Eurotiomycetes; Eurotiales; Aspergillaceae. The coding region runs from base 1 to 2049 and encodes 682 amino acids. The transcript has 7 exons. Gene Ontology annotation, cellular component: plasma membrane.
AUGGCGGUGCUACCGCCCUUCAACUUCCUCACGCUGCAUUACAUCUAUUUUCUGGCAACACCGCUGUUCUGCAGCAUCAUCUUUUGGUGCUCGUCGACGCCCUUCCGCAGUGUUGCUUAUGUCGAUGCAUUGUUCUUGUGCGUGAGUGCCAUGACCGGCGCGGGGUUGAACACGGUUGAUCUCUCAACGUUGAAUACUUUCCAACAAGUGAUUCUAUUUUUGCUGCUCAUCCUGGGUUCAGCAAUUCUUAUCUCCAGCACUGUUCUGUACGUUCGAAAGCGUGCCUUUGAAUCCAAGAUCAAAGGAAUUUCGGAAGCGCAUCGUCGGCCUGCUACGUCAAAGUUCGUCGAAACAGACGACCAAGGUUCUCAGGCUCAAGCAGAUCACAUUGUCCUGAAAGACCGUCUUCACUCUGGUGAGGGGGGUCUCGCAAUAGUCAAACCCCCGGCCGGCGAUCAGGUGGUUGUCAACAUAGAAGCUGUCACAACCUCGCUAGACUUUGACGACCAAAUUCAAUGGGUCGAUGAUGACCAGGUCACCGUCAACAACUUGAAGCCACGAAACUACCACAAUAAUCACCGGAUCUUCCCCAUGGCCGGGGUUGGUGCUCGACCGGGUCUGAACAACCAUCCCAAGGAUGUCCAGCCAAACUUACCGUCGUACGAGGAAAAUCAGCGGUCUGGUGGUCCGAAUGGGUUCGCCAGCGGGGCUUCCUGGUAUCUCCCGUUCAAGGGUCACAUUUCACGUAACUCUCAGUUCUAUGGUCUGACGCCGGCUGAACGUGAGCAAUUAGGCGGGGUCGAAUACAAGGCUGUUUCAUUCUUGUCGGUGAUUGUCCCGACCUAUUUUUUUUCCUUUCUCUUCCUAGGAAUCAUGGGUAUGGGGGCGUGGGUUGCCAUCAACCACCCUGAAGUCGCCCGAGAGAAUGGCCUGUCACCCUUCUGGACCGGAGCCUUCUUCGCUUGCUCCGCAUUCAAUAACAGUGGAAUGGCCUUGCUGGAUGCCAAUAUGACUGCUUUUCAGACAAACGCCUAUCCCCUCCUAACCAUGUCAAUCUUGAUUCUUGGCGGGAAUACAUUAUACCCAUGCUUUUUGAGAUUUAUUAUCUGGACAAUGCGUCUGGUCUUGCCGAACAGGCCGUACUUUCAGGAAUGGAGAGUCGUUCUCAACUUUAUCUUGGACCAUCCUAGAAGGGUAUAUACAAACCUUUUCCCAAGUCGCCAUACAUGGUACCUACUCGGGACGAUCAUUGUUCUCAACGGAAUCGACUGGGCUGGGUUCGAACUGCUUUCGAUUGGCAAUACAGAAGUUGACUCUCUACCAACCAAAUAUCGAAUUCUGGACGGUCUGUUCCAGGCCAGUGCUGUCCGAUCUGGUGGCUUCUAUGUUGUUACCAUUUCCAACCUCAAGCAAGGAUUGCUUGUCCUAUAUGGUAAGCCCUCCUCCCACUAUGUCUCGGCAUUCCCAGUGCUACUCACCAUGAGAAACACGAAUGUCUAUGAAGAGCGUUCCCUGGGCAUUUAUGCCAACGGCAAUACAGACGAUGAAUCCAAAGAUCCCAAUCUUCUCCUCGUUCUGUUUCGGCAUCACAUCCUCGGCCGCAAAGAUCCUCUCACCGCAGACGAAUCUUCCCGCAGCUAUUUCGUGCGCCAGCAGCUCCGCUCCCAGCUCAGCCACGAUAUCUGGUGGAUCGCCCUCGCCGUGCUGUUCAUCUCCAUCGCCGAGGCGUCGGGCUACGAGCGCCAGCCCGUAGCCUUCUCCACCUUCAACAUCAUCUUCGAGGUCGUCUCCGCCUACGGCUGCGUCGGCAUCAGCGUAGGAUACCCGGGCAAGAACUACUCCUUCUGCGGCGCCUGGCACCCCAUCAGCAAACUCAUCCUCGCAGCCGUCACCCUGCGCGGCCGCCACCGCGGUCUGCCCGUCGCUAUCGACAAGGCCGUCAUGUUGCCUAGCGAAUCGCUCGCCUGGGCGGAAGAAGAAGAUGCCGCUCUGAGACGUGAGCGCUCUCGAAUGCUCUGGUUGGAUCGCGCACCUGAUUCUUCGGUUUAA